AUGGAUAAAGUAGAAUCAGAUUGUGUACUCUGUAUAGAAAAAGUAGACAUAAUUGCAUUAGGUCAUUGUAAUCAUAAGACAUUUUGUUAUUAAUGCAUGAUUAAAAUGAGAGUAAUAAGCAAAAUAAAAAUGUGUCCUAUUUGCAAAUAAUAAUUAGAUAAGAUAAUUCUCACCGACAAUCUUAAUGCUUAAUAUAAAGAUUAUCAAAUAAAUAAACUUAUUCCAAUUGCAUAUUCAGUAUAAUAUUAUUAUAUAUGACUUCUUUAGAUGGAAGCAAAGGAUGUCUUUUAUACUGAUUCUGAAGAUAUUAAAUCUAAAGUAGAAAGUCUCAAUUAAUUCAAAUGUCCAUUUUAAGAAUGCUAAAUUGAAUAGUAGAUUAAUAAUUACAAUCAAUUAAGAAAUCAUCUAAAAGAUUAACAUCAACGAUAUUUUUGGUAUCUGUAAAUUUCAUAAUUAUUAGUGAAGUUUGUAUAGAAUAAAAGACUUGCUUUCUUGUAGAAUAGUAAGUUUAUACAGAAUAGUAAUAUCGUCAUCAUUUAUAAUAUGGAGAUUAUGAUGAGGAUAGUAAUCUCAUCUUUAAACAUCCUUAUUGUAAAUAUUGCAAGAAAAACUUUUAUGAUGAAGAUAAAUUCAAAUAACAUUUGAACAUAGUCCAUAUUAAUUGUAAUAUGUGUGAGAAUAGUAAGUUUAUAUUUUACAAGGAUCAUGGAAGUUAUGAAAAGCAUUUGAGACUAUCUCAUUUUUGUUGCGAAGAGAUAGAAUGUAAAUAAAUGUUAGUUGUAUUUAAAACUUCAGGAGAAUUAGAUUUACAUAGAAAUUAAGUUCAUUGUCAUGAUCAAAGAAUUAAAAAAUUUAAUCAUCAUAAUCUUCAAUAAUUUGCUGGAUUUUAUGAUAAUAAAAAAUAAAUGAAAUAAUAUAAUGAUAAUGAAGGAUUGGAUUUUAGUGAUUAAUUUCCAUCACUUAGAUAAACUAAUUUAAGAGCUGUUGUACAUAUUGAUUAACAUAAUGAUGAAAAAAUUGAUUUUAGAGACUUUUUAUAUGUUGAUUAUAAUGAUGAAAUUGAUAAAUAAUCUGAUCAUAGUGAAAAACUUCAUUAUUAAUAAAAUAUUUAAUUAGAAGAUAUAAGAAUAGUAAAACCAUCAUCAAUCCCUAGUAUUAAUUUUGAUUAUUUUUUGAGAAAAUGUUCAUUCUUUUUUAAAAAUCAAAAAGGAAAAGAGGAUUAAAUUAGAAAAAUGAUAAGCAUGUUUGAAUAAGAUAGAUUUAAUGCUGAAAAAUUUGUUAGUGAUUUUAUUAAAAUGUUUGAAUUAAAAACAGGAUUAAGAUUGAUAACUUUUUAUAUGGCUAUGAGAGAUGUUAAAGAAAAUAAAAAUAAAUGGAAAAUUCUUGAUGAUGCAUAUUUUAAAGAAUUAUAAAAAUUACCAAGAAGAUAUAAUUCUAUUAUUAUGAAUUGUAACACUUAUUCAGAAUUGUUUUUAAAAUUAUUAGAUGAAUUGAACAAAAAUUUAGUUUAAAGAAUUGAAACAGGAGAACUUAAAAAUUAUGCUGAUACAAUAAUGCCAAAAGAAAGAAUCUUUUAAUUUAUUGAAGUACUCAGACAUGUAAGAACCUAAGAGAUGGGUAAGUUUAAAUUUGCAUUAAAUUUUGGUUUAUUAUAAUAAGUAUUAGAACACAUUAAAUAACACAUAUUAUUAGAUGAUCUAUCAAACAUUUAAUGUAAUUUAUAAAUAUAUAAUUAGAACAUAUAUCAAAAAUUACCAAUCGUGAUUUAGUUCCUUUUUAUUUGUAUGUAAAUUUAAGUUCAAAGAUAUUAAAAGGGGAAUAAAUACACAAAGAAUAGAAGGAUGUUAAUGAAUGCGUUUAUAUGGAAUUUUUCUAAAAAAACGAUUAAUUAUUUAAACUAAUUUCAAAACCUGAUAAAGUUGAAUAAACUAAAUAAUUAUGCUGUUAGAAAUAACCAAAAUAAUAAAAUGGUUUAGAAUUGGAUACAUAUGAUUUUCCAACUUUACGUAAUUUUUUAGUAAAAAUUGAAUAGCAAAAACACAGAAAAAAGAAUAGACUUUAGUUGAUCAAUUUUAAGUAAAAAUUGUUGAUCCUUAAAAAUAAUAAUAGUAAGAAAAGAAAAAAAAAUAAAAUAAUUAAACUAAAAAAGGAAAAUGGGAAGAAAGUGAAUCUGCAAUAUUUUAAAAUUAAACUAUUGAAGAUGAAUAAUUUCCAACUAUUUCAUCCCAACCAAGUAUUUAUUUAAAGUAUAAUUAGGUUAAAUAUAACCGAAACAAGUAAAUAAAGUGUUAGGAACAUUUGUUGAGGAUGAUAGUUUUAUUCCACUUACUACUUACUAACCUAUUAGAAUUAUUGAAGGAACAGAAUGGGAUACAAAUCCAAUAGUACCAGUAUUUAAAUUUUAUUAAUUAAUUAUAGAAAAAAAACUAAUAAAUGAAAGAAGUUGCAAAGAUAAAGAAGAAGAAUAAGACAAUCGUAUAAAUAUCUGGUGGGUUUUGUUGAU
Molecule: messenger RNA, 2503 nt
Organism: Paramecium pentaurelia
Lineage: Eukaryota; Ciliophora; Oligohymenophorea; Peniculida; Parameciidae
Source: the annotation of a GenBank genome assembly